AAAUAUUUUUAUCAAUUAUUUCCAGUUGUGUACGUACACAUAGGCUUCAGAAGUGUAUGGUAUACUAUGUUUCAGGAUGAAGGAGCACGUGAUGGUGGUGAGUCUGUCCUUGUUGGUACACAGUCAGGGACCGAGGAAAAAGCUAGUGCUGACACAGAGAUGGAAGAAAUUCCAUCUCCUGUACCUUCAACCUCUGUACAGGAUAAAGGACCAAUUGAUGGUGGUGGGCCUGUCGUAGUUGGUACACAGCCAGGGACAGAUGAAAAACCAACUGCUGACACAGAGAUGGUAGAAAAUCCAUCAGGUUUACCUGCAAUAUCUGGACAGGUAUAUGGUCAGCUAAUAGUCAAAUGUAGUUUUCCAUAUGUGUACUCACAUAAAGCUUAAGACGUGUAUGGUAUAUUUGUUUCAGGGAGAAGAACAUGGUGCCGGUCUUGAGAGUGAAGCAAAUGUUGGGGAGCAACCAGAAAUUUGUGAGGAUAAUGAUAGAGAUACAUCUUCUCAGGCUGAACACACCGAGGAACCCGGUGUAAGUGUACGUACAUUUGUCUUUCUUAUUUCCCGUGUACGUAUAAGUAAUGAUUGUUUCAGACAUCACAAAAUAGAGGAUAUAGCCGAUGAAGUUGAUAACUACUGCCACAGGUUGAUGCGGGAGAUGUACCCAAUGUAGUUCCAGAGAGUAAAGUGGAUGACUCAGUA
Molecule: messenger RNA, 699 nt
Organism: Arabidopsis lyrata subsp. lyrata
Lineage: Eukaryota; Viridiplantae; Streptophyta; Magnoliopsida; Brassicales; Brassicaceae
Exons: 2
Coding region: 67-387 (106 amino acids)
Source: RefSeq, a predicted model, not a curated record